AUUGCCUCGUUGUCCCCCGACAAACCUUAAGACUCGCUCUACGGAAAUUUCAGAAUGACGGCUGGGUGGGAUCAAGAGCUCCUCUUCAACUGCACGCAUCCUGGUGCAUCAGCUAGUUUGCGCAUUUGUAGUACUUUAGCUACACAAGCAUGGAUUCCUCACAACCAGGUGUCUCGGACUUUGUCCUCGUUGAGGAGAUAUCGGAUGCAGCCAUAGUCGAAAACCUCCGAGUGCGCUUCGAGCAGGAUGUUAUCUACACGUUCAUUGGUGAAGUGGUCGUCUCUCUCAAUCCUUACAAAAACCUGCCCAUCUACGAUGCAGAAUGGGUCGCUCGAUACAAGGGAAGUAACCUCUACGAGCAUCCACCUCACAUCUACUCCAUCGCGGAACGGGCUUACCGGUCUUUGGUAACCCAAGCCCGUGACCAAUGUGUCCUCAUCACUGGCGAGAGUGGAGCCGGGAAAACGGAGGCAAGCAAGAUUAUCUUGGGCUAUGUUGCUGGAAUGGGCGAUGGCGUAAAGAUCCGGGAUAGACUUGUUAGCGCUAGUCCUUGUCUUGAAGCUUUCGGAAACGCCAAGACUGCUCGCAAUGACAAUUCGUCCAGAUUUGGCAAAUACAUGGACCUGGAGUUCGACUUUCGCGGGUCCCCAAUCGGAGGCAAGAUCACGACGUAUCUCCUGGAAAAGUCUCGAGUAGUGAACCAAUCCGGAAAUGAGAGAUCAUUUCAUAUCUUCUACCAACUGUUGGCGGGGUCCUCGGAUGAUCUCCUGACCCGCCUCUCCCUCUCGCGGACUACGACCGACUUUGCCUACCUAACAGCGCAGUCUCCUCCCGACCUCGACGACGCCGCGCAUUACCAGUCCGUCAUCAAGUCAUUCAAGGACGCUGGUGUCAGCGAUUCCACCGUUGGCGCAUGGCUCGAGAUAGUUGCGGCAGUGCUUCAUCUCGGCAACGUGAAGUUCGAAGGCAAAACCGAAGCGCCGGCUUCGGCCACCGCCCCCGCAACGGUAGAGGCCGGUGAAAAUGCAGAUCAACCUCAGCAAAACGGCGACGCGGAGAAAGAGAAGACCGCCGAGACCGUAGGCAUCGAAAGAAGUACUGUCGUCAACGAAGAGGUGUUGAGGAGGGUUGGCGCGCUGCUGGGGCUGGACGCCGAGAAGUUGGCUCAGGUGUUGACGCACCGAUCCGUGUACGAUCCUGCCAAGAAGGAGAAGAUUGUCUUGCCGCUGGGAUCCCAGCAGGCCGAGAAAACCCGAGACGCUCUUGCCAAAACCCUUUAUGGUCGCCUUUUCGAUCACAUUGUGAGCACGUUGAAUCAAUGCAUCAGCAUCGGGUCGGAAAAAGGGUACAACGUCAUUGGUGUGCUGGACAUCUACGGAUUCGAAGUCAUGGAGCAUAACGGCUUCGAUCAGUUUCUCAUCAACUACUGUAACGAGAAGUUGCAACAAGUGUUUGUAGAGCUGACGUUGAAGUCGGAGCAGGAGGACUAUCAGAAAGAGGGCAUCGAGUGGACGAACAUCUCGUACUUUGACAACGAAACGAUCUGUGACUUGAUUGAUUCGAAAAAGUCCGGGUUCAUCGCGCUCCUGGACGAAGAAAGUACCUUUGCCGGCGAACCCACCGCCAAGACCUUCCUUCACAAACUCGAUACCAACCUCGUCAAACACCCUCACUACGAAUCGCGCUCAAAGCAGGCGAGCGGAAAGCGCAAAUCCUCUUCGAACCUCCUCACAGCAUCGGCGACGCCGUCGUCCACCGCCGCCGCGCCGUCGAAGAUGCUCGCUCAUAAUGAGUUCAUGUUGCGCCACUAUGCUGGUGACGUCGUGUACGAGACGGACGGCUUUCUCGAUCGUAACGUCGACGCGUUGUGGAGGGAUGUGGUUACCACUCUUGGCGAGAGCGGGAAGAGUGUCGUCAGGGAGAUGUUCCCAGCAUUGACUGGUGUGGAUGGGGCUCCGGAUGGUGGGGAUGUUGCUUCGACAUCGGCGCGAACUAAAAGACCCGAGACGCUGGCGACGCAGUUCCGAAGCUCGAUGGGGAACCUGAUCGCGAACCUGAUGUCAAAGAACCCGCAUUAUAUUCGAUGCAUCAAACCAAAUGCAGAGAAGGCGGCAAACAAGUUUGAUGUGGAGCUUGUUGAGCAUCAAUGCAGAUACCUCGGUCUCCGCGAAAACAUCCUAGUUCGCCGCGCAGGCUUCUGCUACCGCUCGGCCUUCCCCAAAUUCCUGAACCGCUACAAACUUGUCGGAACCCACAUUUCCGUCGACCCGCGCGGCACCUGGCCAACCUACACAGGCACACCGCGCGAAGGCGUGCAAAACCUCUUGAACAGCGCGCUAGUCAGCGGCAAUGCUUACCAGUUGGGCAAGACCAAGGUCUUCAUUCGACAUCCUGACACUAUUCUGCAGUUGGAGAAGAUGAGAACGGAGCGAAAGGAGAUAUUGGCGACGCGAAUCAAGGCGGUGUGGAAGGGCAGUAAGGAUAGGAAGUCUCUUGCGAAGGAGAAGAAGAAGGUAGUGAAGUUGCAGGCGUAUGCUAGGAGGCAAUUGGAGGCAAAGCGGUACCAGAAGAUGAAGGCGUCGGCUCUUACCAUUCAACGGCAUGCUCGGGGGUAUAGGGCGCGUAAAAACUACAAAGGAAUGAAACGGACGUUACCAAAAUAUGCCGUCGUCCCCAUCCAGCGCGCAUGGCGGGUGCACGCUGGUCGCAAAUGGUUGAAGAACGUUGCCAUCGUCGCCAAGGAGGCAGCGGAAGAGUGGAAAAGCUGGGAGAGCUGGCCGGCUUUGAAACUCAAGAAUGGAAAGGUUACCCGCGAGACUGUUCAACUCUGGGCCAGGAGGAUCCAUGCGAAGCGGUUCCAGGCUAAGCUGACGUACGAGGACAAGGAGAAAUUGCACUGGAAAGCUACUGCAUUUGAGCAUUUCCAAAAGAAAGCAACCUUCCGGGAUGUUAUCAGCAAGCCUUUUGUCCUUGACCAUCUCGGAUACACAACGGACCCAGUUCUCAAGAUGAAAUGGGCGACCAUAUCCCCAGAUCCUAUCAUUUCCGCGAUCACCGCAACCAAGCUGCACCGGCACAAUCCCGGCAAAACGGCCCAACGCAUACUCAUUCUCACAGCAACCCGGCUCUACGCGCUAGAUCCCAAAUCAUCCGUCGUGAAAGAAAGCCCGACGCUCGAAGAGAUUGUCGGCAUUUCCGCAUCUCUGACCGCGGAUGGGAUUAUGAUCCUGCACUGUCCGGGGGCGGAGAAGGGCGACAUUAUCCUGCGGAACGAUGAGCAUUUGAUUGAGUUCUUGAGUCGGUUGGUUAUUGCGGUUGCGGCUAGAGGCAAAGCGCCCAAGGUUAUUGUGGACAACAGGUUAAGCGCUAGUUUCGCGAAAGGCCAGAGCAUCAUUUUGGCGUUUCAGACGGGUCCGCAGCUAGAACAAGUGACGAUCAAGAAGGCCAGCGAUGCAUGGCAUGUGGCUGUCCCCACAUCCAUACAGCCUGCUUCAUGAAUACUUCACGUAAGAAUUUUUAGGUAGUAAGUAUGGUAGAACAGAGUAGACAAAACCUAAUGAGCGGUCUCGUGAUAAUGGACAGCGGUCGUCAUAUGUAAUGGGAGAUCAUUUAGAUUGUGUAGUGAGACUCAUUUUGUCG
Fimicolochytrium jonesii is the source of this 3639-nucleotide messenger RNA. RefSeq names its product unconventional myosin-Ia. Gene Ontology annotation, cellular component: actin cytoskeleton; plasma membrane; cytoplasm. The coding region runs from base 150 to 3497 and encodes 1115 amino acids. Gene Ontology annotation, molecular function: actin filament binding; ATP binding; microfilament motor activity. Gene Ontology annotation, biological process: vesicle transport along actin filament; actin filament organization. The record is from RefSeq and is a predicted model, not a curated record. The transcript is spliced from 15 exons. NCBI's taxonomy places the organism in Eukaryota, Fungi, Chytridiomycota, Chytridiomycetes, Spizellomycetales, Powellomycetaceae.